UAAGUUAUUUUGUGAAAUUUAGUAAUAUAUUGGAACUCGAAGUUUUGUAAACUAGUAAAACAGGUUUACAAUUAUAUGACGUCAUUCAAGUGGGAAUCGCACGCGCUCUCGUCAUUGGCUAAAGUGUAUCGUAUGUAGAGAUUUUAGUAGAAAAUGUACGCUGAAAAAGGUAUGACCAGAUCAUGCUAUGGAAUGCAGGAAUAUAGUCCUGAGGAAAUUAAAGAACAGUGGAGGGAGUGUAUUAAAAAAGAAUUCUCUUUGGCGAAAAAUGCUUGCAGCGAAAUUUAUGUUCCAGUGGAUCGAUCAAACGCUCUCAAUUUUUCCAACAAUUUAACAUACUUCAACCGCAAGAAAAAGAACAAUAACAAAUCAACAUACGAUAGAAUGUUCCACAUUGAGCACGGUUACUGCAGUAGGAUACACAGGGAUGACAGGGAACACACGGGUCUUGAUGUGCAAGCAGAGGAAGAAGAAAGAGCCGUUCCUUUACUUUCAUCUUCUAUGUAUGGAAACCGGCCACCACUGGAGGUACAAUCACGUCAGCAUGUCCGCGUAGGACUGGUAAAGAGAGAUUUUAUCGCCAUUGUGGAGCAACAGUACAUCAGGAUGAAGGUGCCAUUAAGGUUCAGGCAAAAAAAUAAUAAACAAUAAUAAAAAGUUAUUAAUGCAAUAAAACAUUUCUUCGUGUAUUCCAUAGCUAUUUUAUUUAUGUGCUCAAAAAAGCAAAGUACACCGAUUUAUAAUUUA
Xenia sp. Carnegie-2017 is the source of this 747-nucleotide messenger RNA. RefSeq lists its product as uncharacterized. The record is from RefSeq and is a predicted model, not a curated record. Lineage: Eukaryota; Metazoa; Cnidaria; Anthozoa; Malacalcyonacea; Xeniidae.